CGUACUUUACUCAUCGUGACAUCAGCAAGCUGUUGUUUGAGUUAGCUUCAAGCUGACUGUCCUGAACCUGCAACAGGUAGAUUCUCAAUAAAAGGCCGGAGUCCUGAAGCCGGAAGAAAAGUUUUAGUUAUUUUAAGGGAUCCAUCUGAGUAGUAAGAGUUUCUUAUUAGGAAAAACAAAAUGUUGAAGUGAGAAGGUCAUCACUUUCUGACUAACUUCCUUGUUUGAACUAAAAGCAGAUCUGUUAUCAUUGCUCCAGUGAAAUCAUUCCGAAAGGAAAACUGCAAGCCUCUCCUCAGAAGGGCAACAUGCUGAUAAUCUGAAGAAAAUGCAUCUAGGAAAUCAAAUGUGAUCUCGUUGACCUCGUUUCUCUGCCCAAAACCAGUUGGCACCUAAUCCGUAUAAUGAAUCAUACAGAACUGGAAAAUCAAGGGACAGGACUGAGGGCUGUCUUUGACAUUUUGGAAAAGGCACCUUCAGAGCGAUUACUCAGCCUCACGUUCCAGUUGGGUGAGUCUCCUGAAGACACGAUCAUACACGCUUUGUGUCUGAUCAUCCUCCAGAGAGAAGCCCUGGCCCUGGAGAAGCUCCAGAUGCUAGAGGACAACCCCCUUGCCAACCAUCUGGCUGAAAAGUGGCACUCAGGCGGAGGUAAAUUCGACGAUUUCGGAGCUCACUGUAGCCUGUUUGAGGCCAAGACGGGAGAGUCUUUGUCAUCGCUGGCUCGGGUUUUUAAAAUUUUGUCUGAACAAAGGUUGUGCGAUACACGUCUAAGGAAUCUGGCUUACAAGAGAGCCAUUUUCUGCGAAUGCCUAAACACAAGCUCUCUGGAAUAUGAAAAUUUUAGAGAGGAGGCCAGAGCUGUAUGUGGGCCUCAGUUUACAGAGCCUAUGUGCUUCCACUCCGAUCUGAAAUCGGAGUCUUCCAUCGAUCCAUGCAGGGAAAUCAGUGAAGGAAAGGCAACUUUAAAUAUUGCUGCUUCUCUGGAUGAGUCUGCAAAUGUUCACUGCCUGCCCACCCCCCUGCAAGACAGUCCGUCUGAGCCUUCAUACCCUACUCAUCUCGAGAUAAGUCUUCCUCCAACAAUUUCUUAUCAAGGGGACAAAGCAACUGCUGAAUCUCCAGGAAACCCAAUAUUAAAUCCUUCCAUCAAUGACAAUAAAACAGAAAAUGUCCCAGAACAAAUUCACUGUACACUCACUGUACCUCAGCACACAUCGACUGAAAUAUCUCAGUUUGGAGCAGAGAAAAGCAUUAAGAUAGAAGAAGCGUCAAUGAGGAGUAACGAGAGUGCAACCCAGCCACUAAAACCCUACACUCAGACUAAAUCAAGCCUACCGGCUGCUACACACAUUAUUCUUCCAAGCAGUACUGGUCUAAAAAGCACACACAUAAGCAAAGUAGAUGAAGAGGAGGACGAGGAGGACAUAUUUUAUGCAUUCGUUAUCUUGCAUGCUCCAGAAGAUUCGGAUGUGGCAGAGAGCAUGAAGGAAAAACUUGAGGCAGUCAUCGGUAUCGAAGGGGCAACUUUCUCAGGGGACUUUGCCGUUCCAGGAAAGAGCACUCUGAGGUGCGUGGAGGACGCCGUCAACAACUCUGCCUUCACCUUCCUUCUGCUCACGCGCAACUUCAACUCUCAAAUGGUGGAAAUGAAAACCAACAUUGCCCUCAUCAACUCUAUAAACAACGCACACAAAUUUAACACGGUUAUCCCCCUGCUGCCUCUGGAGAACUGCAUGCCAAAAGAGCAGAUGCCCAUCACCUUGCAGACAUUGAUGCCACUGGACGAGAGGAAGAACUUUGAGAGAAAACUGAAAAAGGCUUUUAAUAAAGCAAAGAUUGAAAAACAGAGAAAGAUCUGGGUACAGGAACAGAGAAUGAGGAGGUUGAAGGAAAAAGAGCGGCAGAGUCUUUACAGGGAGCAACAGCUUGUUCUUGGAGCUGCCGUACAACGAGAGCAGGACAGCGGGGAUCCAGGGCCGCAGCGGCUGGCGCAAAACAUUCACAUCGAAAAUGCAAACUAUAUUGUGAUUGGGAAUGACUCGACAAUGACUGUGGGUGUAGAGGGAAGUGCCGACAAAGGUGGCCUAAGUUAAAGAAAGAGAAAAAUGGAAGCAUAAGAAGGUAGAAAGAAAAUAUUCUGAACACUAAAAGUGUUAAAGUUGGAGCAGCUGCGUGGUUUUCAUUGCAAAUUGUUUUAUUGUUCUCAACACAGUCGGUAAAAGGGACAAAUCAGCACUUCUACAUACUACAAAGGAGGCGGAAUCAAAGGAGAGACCAAUCUUUAAGUAUGGCUCAAGACUGCCACCUACUGACUGAAACUGAGCGUACAAUCUCAUGUCCACUCAGCUGUACGAACACUGUUUGGACACUAGAGGGUUCUGUCGGCACACUUUUAUCAUUGCCUUUCGCAGGCUGAAGUAUCCAGGUAACGUGCUUUGAGUUUCCAUAAAAUGUUGCAAAAAUAAAUGUUUGCACAAUAAGUUUGGUUGACUAUGUGGGAAGAGGUUUGACACAUCUGUAACUAAAAAAUACAUGCGACCUGUGGUUC
This is a messenger RNA of Xiphophorus couchianus (Monterrey platyfish), 2551 nucleotides long. It is a transcript of the gene ticam1, whose product is annotated as TIR domain containing adaptor molecule 1. Gene Ontology annotation, molecular function: signaling adaptor activity. The transcript is spliced from 2 exons. NCBI's taxonomy places the organism in Eukaryota, Metazoa, Chordata, Actinopteri, Cyprinodontiformes, Poeciliidae. Gene Ontology annotation, cellular component: endosome. Gene Ontology annotation, biological process: positive regulation of type I interferon production; TRIF-dependent toll-like receptor signaling pathway; positive regulation of canonical NF-kappaB signal transduction. The coding region runs from base 405 to 2096 and encodes 563 amino acids. The record is from RefSeq and is a predicted model, not a curated record.